UUGAUGUUUCAAAAAUACGGGGCGAUUUCCUUCCUUCUUGCAUCAGACAUAAAUACGUAAGAGUGUCUUGUGUGGUGUGGUGCGGGUGUGGCCCUGAGGGAGGAGCCAGCCAGUGAGUGAGCCAGCCAGCCAGCCAGUGAGCCACCCAGCCAGCGAGCACACGGAGGGAGGAAGGCCAGGGAAGGAAGGACGACUCGAGGGAAGUGGUCAGUUGCGUCGCAGCGUCGUGGGAAGGAGUGUGUCGCCGCUCCUGCUCCGCUGCGCUGACUGGAGCGUCCCUUGCCGCGAGCUGCUGCUCUUCCCCCGCGUCGCGUCUCGUCUCUCGCUCACCCAAGGGAGGGAACAUUACAAACUUUCCCUGAGACACGAACACCAGUCUCUCACAAAUCCCCAGCAGAUACAAUAGAAAUGACAGUAGAGAGCAUAAUGUCUCCUCUCACCUGACUUUUUAUAUGUUUACUCACCUCGCGGCUUUUCCCUCCCGUUGCCGAGGCUGCUGACCGACAGAGACCACUGGAGAUAAGCGUGGAGGAAAAUUCGUACUGCUGGCUGAAAAGACAUCCUUACGUUGACACUUGUGCGUAAGCUUUUAAGGACUCUGAAAAAAAUAAUCUGUUAGCUAAACGUGUCUAUCUCAGUCUGUCGCCUCAGCCGCCGUGCCAGACAGCAACGAAGACAUGACAGGACUGCUUCCCAGGUUCACCAAGGACGUGCCCAACAUCACGGUGACGGUGGGACGCGACGCUCUGCUGCCCUGUACCGUGGAGCAGCUCAGGGGAUUUAAGGUAGCGUGGGUGCAGGUGGACACGCAGACGAUCCUUACCAUCCACAAGUUGGUCAUCACGAGAAACCCGAGGAUCGCACUGCUACACAAUGACCACCGCUCGUGGCACCUCGAGAUCAAGAACGUGCGGGAGAGUGACCGAGGCUGGUACAUGUGUCAAGUGAACACUGACCCGAUGAGAUCCAGGCAGGGCUACGUGGACGUUGUGGUGCCUCCGGACAUCAUCGACAAGGAGUCCUCGGGCGACAUUACGGUGCGGGAGGGGCAGGACGUCACCCUCACGUGCCACGCCAAGGGACACCCAGCACCCAACAUUACCUGGCGACGGGAGGAUAACAGGGACAUUCUCCUCAACACUGCCCAGCGAGGUCGCUCGUCCGGGAUGCAAGGGAACUCCGUGGCUUCAAAAAGCAAGGAUGAGGAACUGAGGGCCCGGGACAGCGAUGAGGACGAGGACGAGGACUACCCUGGAAAGGGCUUUGGUUCUGACGGGUCGGCGAAAGUAGUGAAAGGCGAGACGCUGGUACUGAAGAAAGUGUCACGGCUGCAAAUGGGUUCCUACUUGUGUAUUGCUUCUAAUGGUAUCCCGCCAUCCAUCAGCAAGCGAGCCCACCUGCGUGUUCAGUUCCCACCGAUGGCCUGGGUGCCGCAGCAGCUGGAAGGCGCCUACAUCGGGCAGGAGCUGAGCAUUGAGUGUCGCACGGAGGCCUUCCCGAAAAGCAUCAACUAUUGGACUGGCCCGGGCGGGGAUAUGAUUGUGGCUGGCCCCAGGUAUGAGCCGCUGCUGGCCGACACUUCCUACAAGGUGUUCAUGAUGCUGAGGAUUCGCAGCGUGACGGUCGAGGACUUUGGGACGUACCGUUGUGUGGCCAAGAACUCCCUGGGCAUGACGGACGGGAUCAUCAGAGUCUACGAAAUCGACUCGCCUAAGCUCUACCACCCGGGCGAGGUGACAGCAGCUGGCGGGGAGACAAACGCUGAGGACUUUGAGGAGAGGGGCGGCCACUCCCCAACGCCAUCCUACAAGCAAGAAAGCGGAAAGUACAAGUCUGGGCAGUCUGGCAAGGGCUUGAAUGAGGUGGCGGGCGAGCAGGACCCGGGCAAAUCUUACGGACGAGAGCCUGAGCACCGGGGACGCUCCACCCUCUACGAAUACACGCUGAAGGACCCCUUUGACCACCGCGGACCUUCCGGCCACGGGAGCGGGGCGCACACCCGCGCCUCCGUGUUGCCCCUGCUGCUGCUGCUGCUGCUGCUACUGUUAAUGACGACGACGGCUGAGGCUGUCUGCGGCCACUCUCACCUAUAGGAAGAACAAAUCCUGAGGCGUAUUAAUGUGACGUAAUGGAAAAUAUACUGCGGUGGUGGUGGUGUGGUGGUGUGGUGUUGUGUUGAUGGUGAGGUGUCGUUUUGGUUCGAACAAACCUGCAUGAUAAUUUAAACAGGUAAUGAUAAUUAAUCCUUUUAGAUGCUCAGUGUGGACCGUUGAGCCAACGUCGACUUUUAAUCCAACCCUGUAUAUCUUUAAUUAGUAAAAUGAUGAAGAACAGAUGCUAAAGCACUGGGCAGGGCAGGAAAGCCACCUGGCCUGCCGCGACGAGGCUCACCACACAGAGCCAUGCACUCGCUUAUCCUGUGGGCGAGAGUGUGGAAUGUUGCGACUUGUCCUCUUCGGUCGUUGAGACGAGGGAGGCCACGCGUCUGCCUUUCCAAACCUUCUCUAUCCUAUUACCUCAC
This is a messenger RNA of Scylla paramamosain (green mud crab), 2521 nucleotides long. RefSeq names its product neurotrimin-like. Bases 678 to 2093 code for a protein of 471 amino acids. The record is from RefSeq and is a predicted model, not a curated record. The transcript has 10 exons. Gene Ontology annotation, cellular component: neuron projection. Lineage: Eukaryota; Metazoa; Arthropoda; Malacostraca; Decapoda; Portunidae.